Messenger RNA from Equus quagga, 723 nucleotides. RefSeq names its product IZUMO family member 3 (gene IZUMO3). The record is from RefSeq and is a predicted model, not a curated record. Lineage: Eukaryota; Metazoa; Chordata; Mammalia; Perissodactyla; Equidae. The transcript is spliced from 7 exons. The coding region runs from base 1 to 723 and encodes 240 amino acids.
AUGGGAGACCUGUGGUUGCUCCUGCUCCUGCACCUGACCAUCUUCCAUGGGGUCAAAGGCUGUUUAGAAUGUGACCCCAAAUUCAUAGAGGAUAUUGGGUCCUUGCUGGCAAAUCUGGUACCCCCAGAAGUCCCUGGCCGAACUCAUCUGCUUGAACGGCAGAUUAAGGAGAUGAUCCGUUUAAGCUUCAAGGUCUCCCAUGGGGACAAGAUGCUUCGGGUGUUGGCUGUUCAAAAGGUUGUCAAGUUGAGAACAUGGCUGAAGAAUGAACUUUAUAAAGUGGGCAAUGAAACAUGGAAAGGUGGCUUUAUCCUUCAAGGCAAGCUUCUCGAUGUCCGCCAAAACCUGGAAUCCAAACUGACAGAAAUAUUAAAGAACUUCUCUGAAGUUGCUUGUUCUGAAGAUUGUGUUGUGACUGAAGGUCCUAUCCUGGAUUGUUGGACCUGUCUUCGCCUCACCACCCGGUGCUUCAAAGGAGAGUACUGUGGAGAAGAGGACUCAAGGAAAGCUGAGAAUCGAGAGAUUUCACUAUUUCUGAUAUUGCUAGCAGAAGCUGUAAUAUUGGGAAGUGCUUUGUUACUAUUCCAUUUUUGUGUCUUCCAUCAGAGGAAAAUGAAGGCAAUACGAAGGUCAUUAAAGAAAUAUUUGGAGAGGAAACUUGAAGAAUUAUUGGGGGUGAUAGAUGAAAUGGAGGAGAAAGAAGAUUUUGAAAUCAGAAAAUAA